Molecule: messenger RNA, 1904 nt
Organism: Emericellopsis atlantica
Lineage: Eukaryota; Fungi; Ascomycota; Sordariomycetes; Hypocreales; Bionectriaceae
Exons: 2
Coding region: 205-1770 (521 amino acids)
Source: RefSeq, a predicted model, not a curated record
GCGCAGACCACUAGUGCGGUAGCAGUUGAGAAAACGUACCCGCUGAUUGAUUGAUUGAUCUCUAUCUGAAGCAGAGUGGGUUCCCGCCCACAAGAACCAGCCUACCGGCGUCGCGACUGGAGUACGUAUCCGUACCCUGCUCUGUCGUUAUCUAUCUCCCUAUCUGUCCUCCCCGGAUAAACAAAAGGCAAGCAAGGGCAGGUCAUGGCCCCAGGGCCCGAGGAUGUGCUGGCUGCGCCCAGCCCGGGUGGUGAUUCGGUCGUCAGCAGCAAGCGUGAUCACUCACCACCUCCCUCUGGCGAUGCCGCCAGCAAGAAGAAGAAGACCACGGCCGGUGCGGGGAGCCGUGGUGUGGCCAAUCUGACGCCAGAACAAUUGGCCAAGAAGAGAGAAAAUGACCGUGAGGCCCAGCGGAACAUCAGACGCAGGACAAAGGAGCAGAUCGAGACCCUUGAACGGCAGAUCCAGGAGUUGCAGAGUCAGCAGCCAUACCAGGAACUCAUGGCGAUGAAGAGGGCCAAAGAGGCCGUCGAGAAGGAGAAUGUCGAGAUGAAGGCCCGCCUGCGCAGUAUCGCCCACGAUCUUCAGGGUCUCAUCGGACCUGCAGAACUCCCACGCCCGUAUGCCUCGCCGGCACCUCCUCCAGGACCUGUGCAUGCCACCACGCCCGCGAGCACGACGUCGUCUGGCAGCGCAGAGCUUCACUCGUGGCAGGCGCAGGCGCACCAGAGCGAGCAGGCCAAGGUGCAACUACAGCAGCAGAGGCACGACAUGCGCCAUGGCCUCGACAUGGGGCCCGAGCGCCUGGGGCUCGACUUCCUCCUGGGUCAGAACCAACGGCCGCCCAAGAUCCAGACGGGCGUGAACGGGGCGCAGGACACGGCGCGGUGGCAGCAUAUCCCCAUGAAACACGACUGGACGGACGUGCGGAAUGAUCAGGCCCUCCGAGGACGAGGCGCGAGUGCUGGUACUCAACUCUGGGAACCGUCCAAGUCUCGAGAGUCGAGCGUCGGCGCACCAUCGACGAGCACAACGCAUGCGCAUCGACCAGCGGUGAGUGACGCUUCUCAAAGCGCAAUGACGCCGCCGUGGUCGAUGCAGAUCAAGAAUUGCGGGCCCACGUGCCCGCUCGACUCGAUCCUGCUCGACUUCUUGGGGGAACGGAGACAGAGGGCGGCCGAGGGGUUGCCUGCUCAAGAGGUCGUCGGCCCUCGGUACCCGUCCGUCUCGUCCUUGCUCAACCCAGCACACAGCGCAAUGUCCCAUCCCCUGUCCAAGGUCUUCACGGACAUACUCUCCACGUUCCCCGACAUAUCCACGUUGCCCGAGAGAGUCGGUGUCCUCUACAUCAUGUUCCUCCUCAUGCGGUGGCAGAUCUCGCCGACGCAGGAGAACUUUGACCGCCUCCCACACUGGGUCCGGCCACAGCCUGCGCAGCUGCAGUACGCGCAUCCCGCGUGGAUCGAUCAUCUGCCCUGGCCGGCCAUGCGAGAGAAGCUGGCCAAGGUGUACACGCCGCACGACUAUCAUUUCGAAAACUUCUUUAUCCCUUUCACGACAACGAUACGCGUAGGCUGGGGAUACGAGGAGACGGACACCCUCCUGCAGAACCCGGACAGCGAGGAACUCAUGGUUAACCCUGUGUUCGAACGCCAUCUGAGGAACCUGGACAACUGGUCGCUGGGAGAGCCGUUUGCCAAGGCCUUUCCGGGAUUGAUCGAGACCUGCAGGAUUGACUACUCGGUCAAAGGGGCUAAGACGCGCCAGUGAAAGGGGGCCAGAUCUGUAACGAAUACUGUACAUAUCUCCACGCGGCUGGGCACGGUCGAAGGGGAAAGGGAAAGGGGUCUACAUCUUACAUAGGGGGUGGGCAGUCGGCGUUCUGGAUUUAUAUGUCAACUGCA